This is a messenger RNA of Melopsittacus undulatus (budgerigar), 2134 nucleotides long. RefSeq names its product growth arrest specific 2 (gene GAS2). The transcript is spliced from 8 exons. Gene Ontology annotation, biological process: actin crosslink formation. Gene Ontology annotation, cellular component: actin filament. NCBI's taxonomy places the organism in Eukaryota, Metazoa, Chordata, Aves, Psittaciformes, Psittaculidae. Gene Ontology annotation, molecular function: cytoskeletal adaptor activity; actin filament binding; microtubule binding. The coding region runs from base 143 to 1087 and encodes 314 amino acids. The record is from RefSeq and is a predicted model, not a curated record.
CCCCGGGAGCGAGACCCGAGCUGAGCACUGCCCGCCCCCGCGGGGCUCGCAGCUUGGGCUCCUUUAAAUUGAGGGCUUUCGGUAGGGUUAAAGAGAAAGGGGCAAGGCAGCGGAGCGGGAAGGUACAGCAAGUGGAUAAGCGAUGUGCACUGCUCUGAGCCCCAAGGCACGUGGGCCUGGCCUCUCUGAUAUGCAUCAGUACAGUCAGUGGCUUGCAAGUAGACAUGAGGCCAACUUGUUGCCGAUGAAAGAGGAUUUGGCCCUGUGGCUCACAAACCUACUGGGUAGAGAAAUAACAGCAGAAACCUUUCUGGAGAAAUUGGAUAAUGGUGCCUUGCUUUGUCGGUUAGCUGAGACCCUACAGGAGAAAUUUAAAGAAAACAGCUUUGAUGCAAACAAGCCUGGCAAAACCUUACCAGUACGGAAGAUUCCAUGCAAAGCCAAUGCUCCUUCAGGGUCCUUUUUUGCACGGGACAACACGGCAAAUUUCUUAUCCUGGUGUAGAGAUGUAGGGGUGGAUGAUACCUGCUUGUUUGAAUCCGAAGGUUUGGUUCUCCACAAGCAACCAAGAGAAGUGUGCCUUUGUUUGCUGGAACUUGGGAGGAUUGCAGCAAGGUUUGGGGUGGAGCCUCCUGGAUUAAUAAAACUGGAAAAAGAAAUUGAGCAAGAGGAAACACUUUCAGCCCCACUUCCAUCUCCUUCACCGUCACCAACAAAGUCUCCAGGGAAAAAGAGCACAGGGAAACUGUUGGACGAUGCUGUUAAACACAUUUCUGAAGAUCCACCUUGUAAAUGCCCUACGAAAUUCUGUGUGGAGCGUCUUUCUCAAGGAAGAUACAGAGUUGGAGAGAAGAUCCUCUUUAUUAGGAUGCUGCACAACAAACAUGUGAUGGUUCGUGUUGGAGGAGGAUGGGAGACUUUUGCAGGUUACUUACUGAAGCAUGACCCGUGCCGAAUGCUGCAGAUCUCCCGAGUGGAUGGGAAAACUUCUCCAAUCCAGAGCAAGUCUCCAACCCUCAGGGACACGAAUCCAGACAAUUACCUGGUGGUUUCUGCCCAUUACAAAACCAAGAAGGAGAUUAAGUGAAAUAAGCUUCUCAUGUGAUUGGGACUCUACGUACGUAGGUCCAAAUUAUUUUCUCAAGUGUAGUAAAUUAGUUUAUGCUUUAAAAGGACUUUGGAAAAUAUAAGGCAGACUGGAAAUGGCAACACAUUUUGAAGAUCUUUGAACUGUAGAACUAUUUAUUUCUAGUACUGUAUCUUUUAUAGCAAAUUACCCUUGAUAGGCUAAUUACUACAGUCAGAUAAGAAAUAGACAUAUAUUUUUAGCCAAAUUAUUACUCUUUUAAUAUGUGAAUGUAUUCUUAGAGUUACAUAAAGGAGCGGAUCCUGUUAAUGGAAGAAAAUACACAAUACAAUAUAUUUGUAUGAAAAUCGUAUUACAUUGAAUCCUUGACUGUUAGACUAGUUGAAAAAUAGAUAUGCAGAUGGAAAAUGAAUAAUUGUGGAAAUUAUUUGGUAAUGCCUCUUGAAAUGAAAGAAAAAUUGGCUAUUUUUUAUGGUUUGCAAGAUUUUCUUAACCAGUAGAAUACAAAGAUUUACUGCAUGCCAAACGACUUCCUGAAGUGAUUACUUUGAAAAUGAAAGCUCAAAAAAACCCCCAACAACCCCACACCCUACUCUUUAAAGCUAAAGACAAUGCUGAAGGUUAGAUCUGUGUGUAGAUCCUUCCUGUUCUUUCCAGGAUUGCCUGAUAGAGAAGCGUGGGGAAGCUGAGAGGUUGCCCCUUCCUCUGGCAGACAGUAGAGGUGUUAGUCAUGCUCACUGGGUGAUGUUCUGCAGCCCCUGAAGGGCAGCAGUGCUGCAGGGAAGAGCUGCAGAAGAUGAUGGUCCCUCUGGAGUCCCAGAUUUGAGCUUUCUUUUCCCCUUAUCUUUAAUGUUGUUGGUCCUGCCAAAUGUGAAAUACUCAUUGACCUGUCAGUGGAGUGAUUCACAUUCUUGUAAAUCAUUUGCACACCUCAGAAAUAGCUAAAAGCAUACAGGGGCUUAGUUCAUUAUUUUGUCUACUUUUCUGUGUUUAUAUUUGGUAAUUUAUGUCCUUGCAUCAUCCUAGAAAAAAUCAUUUUUUAGGAUU